Messenger RNA from Salarias fasciatus (jewelled blenny), 2392 nucleotides. RefSeq names its product solute carrier family 44 member 1b (gene slc44a1b). Lineage: Eukaryota; Metazoa; Chordata; Actinopteri; Blenniiformes; Blenniidae. Gene Ontology annotation, cellular component: membrane. Bases 1 to 2031 code for a protein of 676 amino acids. The record is from RefSeq and is a predicted model, not a curated record. The transcript has 16 exons. Gene Ontology annotation, molecular function: transmembrane transporter activity. Gene Ontology annotation, biological process: transmembrane transport.
AUGGAGCAGAAGCGUCUGUCCUCAGGCUCCCAGUACCUCCGGUACAGGAUCAAGAGGACAAAGAGAGAAUGGAGACCACUGGAGGAACGGAGCUGCACCGACCUGCCCUGGUUCCUGCUCUUCACAGUCUUCUGCGUCGGCAUGGGCAGCAUCUGCAGCUUCACCAUCGUCACCGGCGGCGCAGCUCGCCUCGUCUUUGGCUACGACAGCUACGGGAACACUUGCGGCCGCCGCAACGAGCAGAUCGAGGGCGUGCGGCUGAGCGGGCUCGACCACACAGACCGCAGGUUCGUCUUCUUCCUGGAUCCCUGUAACAUUGACAUUGUUCAGAGGAAAAUCAAAUCCAUGGCCCUGUGCGUGACUCUGUGUCCCACCGAAGAGCUGAGCACCUACCAGGACCUGAAGAGGUUCGCCAUGGUCAACGGAUCUGAGUUGUGUUCGUAUGAGUUAGCAGGUCAUAAAUAUCCUGGCCUCCCUGAGAGGUUUGACAAGUGUCCCAAGCUACCUGUUCCACCCAGUAAGCCCCUGCCGGUCUUCAACCGCUGCACGCCGGUGGACGUGUCGUGCUAUGCGCGCUUCGCGGAGGCCGUGGUGACGUUCGUGGGAGAUAACAGCGUGCUGCACCGGCUGAUCGCGGGCGUGGCCGCCAGUAAGGAGAUCAUCAUUGGGCUGUGUGUGCUGGCUCUGGUGCUGUCCAUGCUCCUGAUGGUGAUCAUCCGCUACAUCUCGGCGGUGCUGGUGUGGAUCCUCACCUCCCUGGUGGUGCUCGGCUCUCUGGCUGGGACCAGCGUGCUGUGGUGGCUCUACAUCGACCACCGGCUCUCCGCCAACCACACCUCCACCAGAGUCCUGAAGGAGGCCAAGGAAGAGGCGGGGCUCGGCAAGGACAAUGGGCAGGCGCUGCUCGUGUACGCCGCCGCCGCCACCGUCUUCACCGUGAUCCUGCUGCUGCUGAUGCUCUUCAUGAGGAAGAGGGUCUCUCUGACCAUCGCUCUCUUCCACGUCGCCGGCAAAGUCUUCAUCCACCUGCCGCUGCUCAGCCUGCAGCCCUUCAUCACUUUCAUCGCCCUCCUCAUCUUCUGGAUCUACUGGAUCCUGGUGCUGCUCUUCCUGGGGACCACUGGGAACCCAACACAGAAUGAGGAGACGGGUCUGACGGAGUUCAGGCUGACGGGUCCUCUCCAGUACCUGACCUGGUACCACGCAGUGGGCCUGGUGUGGAUCAGCGAGUUCAUCCUGGCCUGCCAGCAAAUGACGGUGGCCGGCGCCGUGGUCACGUACUACUUCACGAGGGACAAGAACCGGCUACCGGUGACCCCGAUCCUGUCCUCGGUCCUGAGGCUGGUCCGGUACCACCUGGGUACUGUUGCCAAGGGAUCCUUCAUCAUCACGCUGGUCAAGAUCCCCCGACUCAUUCUCAUGUACAUCCACAACCAGCUGAAAGGAAAGGAGAACGCCUGCGCUCGAUGUCUGCUCAAGACGUGCAUCUGCUGUCUGUGGUGUUUGGAGAAGUGCCUCAACUAUCUCAAUCAGAAUGCAUAUGCAGCCACAGCCAUCAACAGCACCAGUUUCUGCACGUCAGCGCGGGACGCCUUCGUCAUCCUGGUGGAAAACGCUCUGCGCGUCGCCACAAUCAACGCCGUGGGAGACUUCGUGCUCUUCCUGGGAAAGAUCCUGAUCGUCACGUCGACGGCGUUCGCCGGCGUCCUGCUGCUGAACUACCAGCGGGACUACGCCGAGUGGCUGCUGCCGCUCAUCAUCGUGUGUCUCUUCUCCUUCCUGGUGGCGCACUGCUUCCUGUCCGUCUUCGAGAUCGUGGUGGACGUCCUCUUCCUCUGCUUCGCCAUCGACACCAAGUACAACGACGGCACGCCGGGGAAGGAGUUCUUCAUGGACAAGGCUCUGAUGGAAUUCGUGGAGAGCAGCCGCCGGUUAGAGCGUGCAGUGGAGCGCGGGCGGAGCCGAGUAAAGGAGGUAACGUCGGAGGGGGCGGAGAUGAAGCCCAUGGCUCCUGGGACGAGUUCAGCCUGAUCUGGAGGAUCUGCUGGGACGUGUUGAUGUUGUUGAGACAUUCCAGAGGUUUUACUUUCAGGUGUAACAUGUUUACUGAGCUUCACUCCAGGAGAAGUUUUACUAAGAGCCUGCAGAGCUAACAAUGUAACCCAGCACUUUAUAUGGAUGCGCUGUUUCUAACCACCUGCGGACCACCUGCCCGGACUCAGCAGGGAGCGGGGCGUGGACCCAUUUGUCAGGGGUCAGACUGCAGCCACCACUGUGGGCGGAGCCGACGUGCGAUUGGCAGAAACCUCCACAGCAUCCGCCCACGCUCUCCACUCAGAGCCAGAGGAGAAGAAGGAGUAGGUGCGGCGUGUGGGCGGGGCUUCCUGUCAGC